Molecule: messenger RNA, 2742 nt
Organism: Alosa alosa (allis shad)
Lineage: Eukaryota; Metazoa; Chordata; Actinopteri; Clupeiformes; Clupeidae
Product: keratin, type I cytoskeletal 10-like
Exons: 7
Coding region: 1-2742 (913 amino acids)
Molecular function (GO): structural molecule activity
Source: RefSeq, a predicted model, not a curated record
AUGUCUCUAGUAGGUCAGAGGCGCUUCUCGGCGCAGUCGUUUAGCGGCUUCGGCAGUGGGAGUCGCCAGAGCUACUCCAGCAUCGGCGGGGUGCACGGCGGCGGAGGCGGGGGGUAUAAUUAUGGCGGGGGCCCAGUCCGGAGUAGUAUCGGGACUGUUGUCUCCCACGGGGUGAACGGGUAUAGUCUGGUAGGCGGCGGUGGAGGGGGAGGAGGGUUCGGGAUGGUCGGUGGUGGUAGUGGAGGAGGGUUCGGGAUGGUCGGUGGUAGUGGUGGUAGUGGAGGAGGGUUCGGAAUGGUCGGUGGUCGUAGUGGAGGAGGGUUCGGGAUAGUCAGUGGUAGUGGAGGAGGGUUUGGGAUAGUCGGUGGUGGGGGUGGUGGAGGAGGAGGGUACGGGAUGCUCGGUGGUGGUAGUAGUGGAGGAGGAGGAGGAGGAGGAGAAGGGUACGGGAUGCUCGGUGGUGGUAGUAGUGGAGGAGUAGGAGGAGGAGGAGAAGGGUACGGGAUGCUCGGUGGUGGUAGUAGUGGAGGAGGAGGAGGAGGAGGAGGGUACGGGAUGCUCGGUGGUGGUAGUAGUGGAGGAGGAGGAGGAGGAGGGUACGGGAUGCUCGGUGGUGGUAGUAGUGGAGGAGGAGGAGGGUACGGGAUGCUCGGUAGUACCAUGGGUAGCGGCGCUGGUGGCUCCGGUAUGGGCGGCGGUGGGGGCUUGGGUCGAGAGGGGUCGGUCGUCGCAGCGGCCGGAAAGGGGAAGAAAAACAUGCAGAUGCUCAACGAUCGGCUGGCGACUUAUCUGGAGAGAGUGCGGACACUGGAGAAGACCAACCAGGAGUUGGAGGAGAAGGUGCGCGCCUUCACCUCCACCAGGCAGUUUGUGACGCACGACAUGCAUGCCUACGACAGCCAGCUGAUUCCCCUGCGCGAGAAGCUGAUGAUGAUGUUUCUGGAGAAUUCGCGAGUUGUUCUUUCAAUCGACAACGUCAAGCUGGCCAUAGAAGACUUCAAAACCAAGUACGAGACCGAGGUGUCCCUGCGCCAGACCAUUGAGGCGGACGUCGCCAGCUUGAAAGGGCUUAAACGCGAGUACGACGCGGCCAACUCCGGCCUGGUUUAUGAACAGCAGGCUCUGGAGAAGGAAAGGAGCUCCCUACAGAAAUCACACCAAGAGGAGGUGACGGCGAUGCGCACGCAGGUGUCGGGCACGGUGAAAGUGGACGUGAAGGCGGCAGACAGCCCUGACAUGGGCCGUGUCCUCGCCGACCUGCGCCUGGAGUACGAGGCCAUCAUGCAGAAGAACCACCAGGAGGUGGAGAACUGGUACUCCAAACAGGUGGAGCUGAAACAGUUCCAGUCUGCAGUGGAUACCGAGGCAAUGGUGAGCUCAGGGUCACAGGUCAGGGAGAUCCAGAGCCAAAGCAUGGACCUACAGGCCCAGCUGGACAGCAUGCUGAGGAUGAAAGCUAACCUGGAGCAGCAGUUGGUGGAGGUGCAGGCGCGCUUCCAGUCGCGGAUGGUCACCCUCACCCGGACCGCGGCCUCCAUGGAGGGUGAGCUGGCGGGCGUGCGUGCCAACGCCAUGCAGCAGGGCAAGGACUACCAGGUGCUGCUGGACAUCAAGGUGCAGCUGGAGCAGGAGAUCGCCACCUACAGGGCGCUGCUGGAAGGCACCGCCGACCUCAGCAGCAUGGCGGCCCUGAAGAGCUCCGCCCACUCCAGGUCGUCCACGCUGUCGUCGUCGUCGUCAACGAGCGCAGGGAUGGGAGGCGGGAAGUCCGCCACCGGGUACGGAACAUCUUCGUCAUCCACUUCUACGAAGGUCAUCCGGACAGUGGUGUCGUCGUCGUCUGGUGGUGAUGCCACCAGCAUCAAUGUCGGGGGCUCGGCAGCCGCGGGGAAGUCAGUCACAACGGUCUCCUCUUCCUCUGUGGAUGGCGGAGCAGGCCUGGCGGCUACAGUGACGUCCGGCGGGUCCCAGGUGUCCACGGGCUCGGCAGGGGGCAGCGGAGGAGGGGUCAAAAUCACCAGAACAGUGACCACCACAGAAGGCGGUGAAGGAGGAGUGUCGGGGAGCGGAACAUCCACAACAGUGAUCCGGCGGUCCACCAUCUCUGAGGUCUCCGGCGGCGGCGGCGGCGUCGGGGGCUCCGGCUCUGUUGUGAUGUCUGGAGGCUCGGGCGUAGCUGGCAUGAUGAUGUCAUCAGGAGGCGUUGUGUCCGGAGGAGAGACUGUGGUCGUCAAGUCCAGCCACACAGAGAUCUCUUCUGGCUUGAGCUGUGGUGCAGCGGUAUCUGGUGGCUCCCUUAGCUUGGGUGGUGGCUCAGCGUCAUCAGGAAGUGCAGGAGGUGGGGCAGUGAUGACGUCAUCAGGGGGCUCCAUAUCAGGAGGCACAAUGUCAUCAGAAAGCAUCAGCAUGUCAUCAGGUGGCUCUAUGGUGUCAGGGGGUGGGGCCAUGAUGUCAGGAGGUGGGGCCGUGAUGUCAGGAGGUGGGGCCAUGAUGUCAGGGGGUGGCAUGUCAGGUGGGUCAAUGUCAUCAGAAAGUGUGAGCAUUUCUUCAGGUGGCUCUAUGGUGUCAGGAGGUGGAUCUAUGAUGUCAGGAGGUGGCUCUAUGAUGUCAGGAGGUGGGGCCAUGAUGUCAGGGGGUGGCAUAUCAGGAGGGUCGAUGUCAUCUGAAAGCAUCAGUAUGUCAUCAGGUGGCUCCAUGGUGUCAGGGGGUGGGGCAGGAAUGAUGUGGGUCGAUGUCAUCUGA